This is a messenger RNA of Blastomyces dermatitidis ER-3, 207 nucleotides long. RefSeq lists its product as uncharacterized. Lineage: Eukaryota; Fungi; Ascomycota; Eurotiomycetes; Onygenales; Ajellomycetaceae. The transcript is spliced from 2 exons. The record is from RefSeq and is a predicted model, not a curated record. The coding region runs from base 1 to 207 and encodes 68 amino acids.
AUGAACCGCAUGUUAAGACAGUAUUAUACAGAUUCAGAGACUGCACCUCUCACAGUAAAGAUAGUUGCAAAACUACAUCAUCAAAUCAAUACAGCAGUCGAGGUCUUAGAAGAUGUGAAGAAUACCCUUACACCUGGUUUGACAAGGCGGUUGAACAAGAUCUUCAAGAGUAGCAUGAUUCAGGUUGAACAAGAUCUUCAGAAGUAG